AUGUCCUCCGCCAUGUCCUCCGCCAUGGAUUCCUUCCCCAUAUUCUCCGUGGCCCAGACACCGCUCAGAACUGUCAAGGCAUGGGUCCCCAUCCCUAUCCUGGGGCUAGUGGUCUAUCUGGUUGCGGUAGCGGUGUUCCGCAACAGAAGAGUCAAGAAAGCCGGGAAAAAAUUAAAUUAUCCAACUCGAGAGUCGAUGGCCACGAUGAGCAAUGAUGAUGCGUGGAGAAUCCUCCUGGAUCUUAGCCAAAUGGAGUUCCCAUUCACCUAUCUUAAAGCGUUACAAUUCGCUUUGUUUAGGACCUAUGGAAUCCCCACCAUCUCCAAAACCCUUGUACAAACAGGCCAGUUCGCGAAACCAGAGUUCUCGAUGAAACGUUAUGCAGACACCUCUGUGCUAAUUUCAGAAUUCGUGGGCAACUCCCCUACUUCGGAGCGCGCCAAAGCUGCGAUUGCCCGCAUGAACUAUCUUCACAACGGAUACAGAAUGUGUGGGAAAAUCCUCGAUGAUGACAUGCUCUUUACUCUCAGUCUUUUCACACUAGAGCCAAUCAGGUGGAUUAACAGAUACGAAUGGCGCAAGGCUUCAGAGUUGGAAGUGUGCGCCCUUGGCACUUUCUGGAAGAGUGUAGGCGAUGCCAUGGAGAUUAGCUUCGAGAAUCUACCAUCAUCCAAGGUAGGGUUCAAGGAUGGUAUCCAAUUUUCGGAAGAGCUCAGAAUGUGGAGCGAGGAUUACGAGCGGAGGACAAUGGUCCCCAGCGAGUGGAACAAGAGGAAUGCAGAUCAGACUACCGCAGUUCUCCUGUGGGAUUACCCUCUUCUCGUGAGACCGAUGGCUCGGAAGAUGCUGUUUUUCUUGAUGGAUGACCGUCUGCGUGAGGCAAUGAUGUACGAAAAGCCACACGUGCUCUACAGAGUGGCAUUUGGCUCAAUUUUCAAGCUCCGAGCAUGGUUUCUCCGUUAUCUCUCCCUCCCCCGUCCGAAGUUCAUGCGGCUCCGCCGCGUCGCUCCAGGUACCAGCGCGGAAGCUCGCUAUAACAUACUUAACUGGGAAGGUGCUCCCUUCUACAUCCGACCAACUUUCAUGAAUCGGUGGGGACCUCGUGCUUGGUUCGCAUGGCUUUGCGGGAUGCCACUUCCUGGCGAUGAUCCCAAUCAUUGCCCAAACGGAUACUAUAUCCCAGAUGUCGGACCAAAGAAUUUUGAAGGGAAGGGGCACGACCAGUUCGAAGGAGAGGUCAUCCCCACUCCCAAAGGCCAUGAACGACCAUCUCUCCAUGACGCUAUGCAAAAAGCUUUCCUGAAAUGGCAACGAAGAUUAUUUAACGUUUUGUGCUGCUAG
Messenger RNA from Histoplasma mississippiense, 1341 nucleotides. RefSeq lists its product as hypothetical. The record is from RefSeq and is a predicted model, not a curated record. The coding region runs from base 1 to 1341 and encodes 446 amino acids. Gene Ontology annotation, molecular function: oxidoreductase activity. The transcript is spliced from 5 exons. Lineage: Eukaryota; Fungi; Ascomycota; Eurotiomycetes; Onygenales; Ajellomycetaceae.